Haemonchus placei is the source of this 222-nucleotide messenger RNA. NCBI's taxonomy places the organism in Eukaryota, Metazoa, Nematoda, Chromadorea, Rhabditida, Trichostrongylidae. The record is from the annotation of a GenBank genome assembly.
AUGUCCGCGAUUAAGGUGUUGAUCGAUACCACUCUAACCAUUUUCGUUGCCUACGCAGCAACACCAAGCUACGAAGAAGAGGAGUUGGAAGCGUACUAUAUGGAUCUGGAGAGGCUCCACAGAGAAGACCAUACCUUCUUCAAAGUCAUCGUCGGUGAUUUCAACGCCAAGAUUGCCCCAGAAGAACGGCUGAAGAGCUCCUCAUCGCGACUCAGAGAAUGA